UUGGCUUGGAUCGAUUAUCCUCUGCUAAGCUGCUGAGGGCAGCCGAGUGAAGUAGACACCUUUUACCUCGGUGUCUGUAUGUGUGUGUGUGUGCGUGUGUGUGCAUGGUGCCCGUCGAUGGCGGCGUUGUGCUUCAGUAAAAUGCUUCUCAAUUCGAGGAAUGGUUGGAAGGAAAUUCUGCAAGAAUCGGCAUAACCGCGUCAGCAUCACUGAGACGCCACACGAAACAUUACAACCUUUGGAUAUCAAUCAUCAUCAUCAUCAUCAUCGUCAUUCAUAAAGCAAAAAAAGAUGAAUGGUGAUUUAGCCAGCCGACGAUGAUGGUGUACACUGUGUGCGCUCAGCAUCGUGAAAUGUACGGAACGGAAAAUCAAAGUAUUCCUAUAAAAAGAAAGCUUGUACGGUGCCGCAGAAGGAAAACGGUAAUAAACGAAAGGACAGACACCUGCUUACCCAGAACAGGGAACCCAAAAAAUGUGAUAAAAUUGACCCGUUGGAAAAAGUGGUGGCCCCUUUGAUCGUGUGUACAGAUAUUAGAUACUGCAUUCCUUCUGCCCGGUAUGUGUGUGUAAAGUACUCUGUGCCUACUUCGUAUUGGGGCACGCGCGCUCCAGAGAUAUGUUUCCGUACCAGAUCACCGAAGAAGGCUGCGACAUUUUCCAGUGUUCCUCGGCUCAGUUACGGGUUUGUUCGAUUCCUACAGUGGCUAGUGGCAGGAAAUAUUCGCCAGUGUAUUCCUUUAACUUGAGCGUGAAAAGAAAGUGAUCGAUUUUAUUUUUCACAUUGAAUGCCAAUAUCGAAUGAAAAGUGUCUUGGCAGCUGAAACAUUGAUCGCUGAAUCGUUCGAUAUGGCAAACGGUAGAAUGUGUAUUUUCCAGCGUCAUCAAUGGCAUAGGAAAAUGUGAAAAGCGAAGAGGGAGAUAGCGAAAGAGCAAUCAAGAAUAAUCAAGACAGGAAGCUGUUAAUGACGGUGGGAUGAUUGAGGUACUGGCAGGAAAAGCGCACUAACCGGCUUAAUGUUUCGUGUCGCUGUUGCCGUUUCCCGUCGUGGGAAAUGUUACCACCACUGCUACCAAUGGAACUAGCGACAGUACGUUCCACGUUAAUGUGUCUUUUCUCAUCGAAGUCUCGAAUUAUAUGAGUGAUCGUAUACUGCCACUGCAUCAUAUAUUGCGUACAGGACCGAAACCGAAAGAAUCGGAUUUGGAAAAACAGUCGAAUGAAAUGAGAUGUGUCGUGUACGUUUCGAACCUACCAGUCAGCAUCCAUCCCAAAUUGUCCAGUGUACUAUGGCCAGCCAGAGCAGUGAAACCGCAGUGACGCUGUGAGGGCAACUCAAUCUCAUUCGCAAACCGCUGAGAAAAGCAGUGAAUGCUGCAUGUUAGCUACUGUACAGAACCUAUUUCGUAGAUACCUCAGGACUGCCGUACCAAAGCCUACAGCGCAUAAAAGAGACGGAGUUUUAAGUUUUUGUUUAAAAGCAUCCAAAAAGUGAUUUUUUCGCCUUACCAAUUAUAUUUACCUGUCAGUUGGUUGGUGUUCUAAGGUUUUUGAUGAUUACCAGUUUAAUAUCGGUUAAGGGAUUUGAAAAAUUAUGUCUGAAAUAGGGGGUGUAGUGUUAAAUUCGUAUUCGUAUAUUUUGUAUAAUUAUUUAUUUUUUGUUGGUGCUGUUAUACGCUGUUCAGUUUGCAACGAGGAGCCGAUAGAAAAGUCAGCCGGCGUGUGUUGAUUUUUCCUUUAGCUCAUAUCUGCGUGUUCAUUGAAUGGCUAGUGCACGUCGUAUGUUUUUUUUUCAAAUUUAAAUGUGUAUGCGUGUGUGUGUCCGCGCGCGCGUGUGCGUAUGUAUAUCAAUAUCUAAGUUUGCUGUGUGUUGUUGCAGGAAGAAAAUGCAUCCGCGCGAGUUCUGCAAUUAUUAUGAUAAAAGUGUCUGUGAAUGUGUCAAUCACGUUGUGCAAAAAUGUUGUGCUUGCUCACUCGCUCAUUGUGUUUAGUGUGUGUCUGUGUGCGCGCGUGCUGCGCAAAGUAGCUUAAGAAAAGUGGUAUAAAAGCAGCGUGUUGAUUUGCGCAAGUGAGAAGAAAAUGAGUGAAAAAAGCAGAAAGGAAGCAAGAGAGUGAAGGUUAAGUAUUACUGGAAAAUUAUCAACAACAUCGGUCAGAUUUUGUUUACCCCGCACAUGCGUGUUAGUGUGUGUGUGUCUGUGCGUGUGUAUAUGUAUAUGCAUUUAGCUAUUGCGUAAGUGUAUGUGUGUGAGUGUGUAACCGUGUACGUGUACGAUUGUCAUGAAUAUUGUGUCGCGCGUAGCCGCAUUGCAGCAAGUGAAAGAAACGUUCUUGUAAACCGAAAGCUGCGCGCGUGUAGAGAAAGGAAAGUCGAGCGCGCGCGCCCGUUUGUGUGCGUAUGUGUGUGUGUAUUCCGUAUUUUGCUCGGGACGGAAGUCCUUCAACAUCUCAACCCAACAGCAAUGUUGGAAUCGAACCAGCGCCGUUCGAGUAGAACAGUAGCGGCCGUAAAGCAGUACCACAGCAGAAGUUAAGUGGUCUGUCGCCUCACGGAGAGAAAUCACGUCACCCCGUGACCGAAGACGACGACGGCGCCGCCGCUGCUAACCAACUGCCAAUUGCAAUAACAGAGGUCAGCCGCCGCACCGACGUCACACGAUGGGUGAUCCGAAAAGUCAAAAGUCCGCCCCAGGAGGAGGUGUGGCGGGUACGGCGGGUGGGGCGACCGGUGGAGGCCCCGGAGGAGGAGCAUCAUCGACGGCAGUCGCCUCUGCCACGACAACGACGACAACUUCAGCUGCGACCACACCGGUAACGACGCCGCAGCAACAGCAACAUCAUCAGCCGCCUUCGCAUCAUCCGCAUGCGCAGCUGCAGCAUCAUCAUCAGCCUCCGCCACCACCACCGCACCAUUCGCAUGCACCGCACCCGCUGCAUAUGGCGCCGCAUCCGCAUCAACACCAUCACCCGCAUCACCAUCCGCCGGGACCACCGGGUGCGGGUGGUGACCAUCAGCAGCAACCACCACCGCCGCCGCCAGGUCAUGGGCCACCGCCACACCAUUCGUUGCCCUACGAACACCACCAUCCGGUGCCGGGAUCCGGACCGGGUGAUGCACCGAACGGCGGUAGUUCCGGUGCAGGCGGUAGCGGAAAGGAUGAAGCGUUGCCACCGCCGCACCAUAGCCAUGGGCCUCCGCCACCGCCACCGCACGGUGGAGCAGGCGGUCCACCACCGCCACCCCCGAUGGGUCACCACCAUCAUCAGAUGCAGCAUCACGGGCAGGUGUACGGUCAGCCGCCACCGCCGGCAAUGCAGCACCAACAGCAACAGUAUGCGCCCCGCUACCACCAUCACCAUCCCCAUCAUCCGCACGACCCGAACGUGCAGCCGCCGGGUGCUGGUGGGGCACCCGAUCCUUACGCACACUAUCACGCGCAUCGGAUGGGUGCGGCAGCAGCCGCCGCAGCAGCGGCCGCAGCGGCUGCUGCCUCGACCGGUGGUGCCGGUGGUGGUAGCGGUGCCGGUGGUGCGGGCACACCGCCCCCGCAGCAUACCGGCGGUAAACCGGCUGCCGCGGCCGCCGCUGCAACAGCAGCUGCCGCCGCCGCAGCAGCAGCAGCCACCGGCAGUCCGAUGCAUGGGCGGCACAGUCGCUACAUGUCUCAGCAGCCGACGGCCGCUGGUGCCGGUGGUGCCGGUGCUGGCGGUCAGCCACCACCCGGCGGAGGUGCGAACGCGCCACCGCCCGGUGGACCAGCCGCCGGUGGCCCGACGCCGACGCUUAACUUGUUGCUUCAAUCGCAUCCACCGCCGCCACCGCAUCCGGGUGCACCGCACCAACGCUAUCCGCCGACCGGUUACGAUCCGUCGGCACCGCAAAGUCAACAGGCGCCCGGACCCGGUCAACCGCCCGGUCCUGGAGGUGGACCACCCGGUCAAGGACAGCCCGGUAUGCAUCCGUACCAUGGUGGACAUCAGCAGCAGGGUUGGGCACCGCCGCCCCGACCCUACAGUCCGCACUCGCAACCGUAUCGACCGGCACCACCGGGUAAUACCGGACGAGGACAGUCACCAUAUCCGCCGGGCCCACCGGGCCAAGCGCCCGGCAGUUAUCCUCCACCUCAACCGCCCGGUCAGGGAUCGCAACAGCAGCAACCGCCCGGUCCACCCCAGUCGGCCGGUAGCCAACCGGGUGCGGCACCAGGUGCUCCACCAGGGCAGGGACCACCGCCGGCGGGUACCCCCGGUGGGCCCGCUGGCGGAGCGCCCGGUCAGUCACCACAGCAUCAUCCACCCACAUCGCAGGGACCGCCCGCCAAUACUCAGUAUACUCCUUACCAGCCACAGCGCUAUCCGACGCCAGGUGGACCGAACGCACCGAACCAUCGUACGCCGUAUCCGCCGCAUCAGUACGAACCGGUCAGAUCGUGGCCAUCGCCAGCCGCUAGUCCGGGACCGGGUCCGGGACAUAUGCCUCCCUCACCACACGGCCCGCCGCAAAGUCCUGGACAGCAGCAACAGCAGCAACACAGUGGUCCCAGUCCGUCACCGCAGCCACCACAACCAGCUCCAUCACCGCAUCAGGUACGUUUGGACAAUAAUUUUAACGUCUCAACUAACAUAUUGUUUGAGAGUAAGAAUAAAGAUUCCACGGGUCAGAACAGUAAUGACAGUACGACAGGAGGUAGUGGCGGGCCUGGCAAUUCCACAGGGCCGACAGGCGUCCACGGUGCGCCCGGUACACCGAACUCCUCCUCCUCCUCGUCGUCUCAGGGCAUGAGGCCAACGCCGUCGCCAACAGGUUCUGGUAGCGGAUCACGUUCUAUGUCGCCGGCAGUAGGCCAGCAAAGUGUUUCGAUGCCUCCUCGUCCAUCCAGCAGUCACUCGCAAACUCCAAAUCAGCAACAGCAGGGCCCGAAUCAUCAGCACGGCAGCAGUAACAGUAAUCUCGUGCACGGCAAUCAGACACAGGGACCGCCGGAUCAUCACGCGCGUGUUGCCUCACCGAAUCGUCCACCGUCGGCCUCCGCACAGCAACUACCGACAGUUUCGACUGCCCCGUCAGGCAGUGCAUCGUUGCCACCGUCGUCUCAGGCAGGCGGCGGAGGGUCGGCCGGUGCAGCGGCAGGUAUGGCCGCUCAAGGCUAUCAGGCGCAAGCGCCACAUCCGCCCCACAUGCACGGUCCGUACAAGAUGGGUCCCGGAGGGCCUGGCGGUAUGCCUCCGGGUGGUCCCGGACAGCAGAUGUCUCCGUAUCCGCCACCGCCCCCUCACCAGCAACCACCGCCGCAGUCGCAGCAGUAUUCACCACACUCGCCCGCGAGUUACUCGCCGCGUCCGCAGUACCCGGGAGCGUAUGGGCCAUCGCCACCCGUGCCGGGACCGCCACCACCUCCCGGGACACAGUCGCCCCAGCAAGGUCCACCCGGGAGUGGUGGACCUCCGCCACAACAUCCACCACCCGGUGGCUAUCCCGGGCAACACCGUAUGCCUAAUCAUGUGGGUGCCGGUGGUCCACCUCCACCGCAUUCGCAGUACCCUCCGCAUCAGUAUCCACAUCAGCCACCAAGUCCCUGGGGACCACCGCACACACAAGCCGGACCGGGUGGAGCCGGUCCGGGCCAUGUAAAUAAUCAUGUACAGCAAUCGCAACAGGGACAGAGCGGUCCGCCGACGCCCGGUGGAGCAGGAGGCCCCCGGCAGGGUAAGGGAAUGCCGCCGGGGCCACCGGGAGCUGGAGGUGUACACCCGCAAUCGCCCCAGCAGCAGCAACACUCGCAACACCACCAGCCGCCACCACAUCAUCAACCGCACCAUCAGGCGCAUCAUCAGCCGCCCCACCAUCCGGGGCAACCCCAGUCCCAGCAACCUCCGCCCCAGAGUGGUUCACCGCAACCGCUCAACUACCUGAAGCAGCACCUUCAGCACAAGGGCGCGUACAGUGGCGCACCCAGUCCGACGCCACCACCUGGCCAGGGCUACGGCAACGGUCCCGGUAUGCAUCCACCGAUGGGUCCACCUCACCACAUGGGUCCACCGAUGGGGCUGCCGCCACCGCCAAAUGCAAGCAGUAUGGGUCCACCACCACCGGCCGGUACCCCACCUAGCCAGUCACCUUCCGGUGCGGGUAGUGGCGCCGUAGGUCACCAGCAUCCGUCGCAGCAAGACAGUGGCCAUCCGCCUUCGCCGCAUCAGCAGCAACCGCCGACGCAACCACAGCACCCCGGUCAACAGCCGCAACAACCGCAACAGCAACCUCCUCCCCACUCGCCCCAUCAUCAUCCGCACGGGCCACCACCCCAUGCGCAGCACCAACCGGGUCACCAUCCUGGUGCCGAUGUGCCACCGCAACCACAUCACGGGCUGCUGGCGGGAGCGGGACAGGAUAAUGGCAUUGUAAAUGCGACCGGCGGGCCAGGUGGAGGAGCGGGUGGAGGUCCCCAUCAUCACCAUCAUCCCCAUCAUCAUCACCCAGUUACCUCACUCGUUACGACGGGACCUGAUGGCGCACCACUCGACGAAGCCAGUCAGCAGAGUACCUUAUCCAAUACCUCAGUAGCUUCCGGAGAAGAUCCUACGUGCUCGACGCCGAAAUCGCGGAAAAACGAUCACUACAACCAAAGCCAUCUGACGGGCACCAACACACCGUCGUCAUCGAACGCGUCGCCCGGGCCGCACAACGCACAUGAAGACUUCGAGCUCAACUCGUCCCCAACGUCCUGGCCCCGGACGCCAGCUAGUCCAGUAUUUAACAGUCACGUUCCUCCCACGCCGGAGACACCUUUUAGAUCAACUAAGCAGAAAUCGGACAGUCUGAACAAAUUGUACGAGAUGGACGACAAGCCGGAACGACGCGUGUUUCUGGAUAAGCUGUUGGCGUACAUGGACGAGCGAAGAUCGCCGAUCACGGCCUGUCCGACGAUCUCGAAGACACCGUUGGAUCUGUACAAGCUGUACGUGUACGUGCAGGAGCGUGGCGGGUUUGUUGAGGUGUGUAAGGUUACCAAGAGCAAAACGUGGAAGGAUAUUGCCGGUAUGCUAGGUAUUGGAGCGAGCAGCAGUGCGGCCUAUACGCUGCGGAAACACUACACAAAAAAUCUGCUACCGUUCGAGUGUAAAUUUGAUCGGGGUGGCAUCGAUCCCGGUCCGAUCAUUGCACAGGUGGAGGCGGGUUCGAAGAAAAAGUCCGCCAAAACGACAUCCGUUCCUUCGCCAGGUUCAUCCAACUCCCAAGAUUCAUUUCCCGCGCCUGGCAGCAGCAGUGCCUCGAUGGAUGGCUAUGGGCCGUAUCCGGGUAGCGGUUAUCCGCCCGGUUCUACGCCGGACUAUGUGCAACAGCAACAGCAGCAAGGAAGUGCCGGUGGUCCACCGGGUGCCGCUACGGCCGGUGCACAACCGGGUCCGGGUCAGCAACAAACGCCACAACCCCAGCAAAGGCCACCUUCGCAACAGAGUGGCACUCAGUCUCCUCAUCCAGGUUCGGCACCGCCUGCCUCUGGCGAUAACAUUAGCGUGAGCAAUCCCUUUGAUGAUCCUGUGGGUCCACAGCGUCCCCCGUAUCAACAGGGCGCUCCCUAUCCACCGGUUUCACGUCCCCAAGGUGCACCUUAUCAAGGACAGCCGGGUGGUUACGGACAGUAUGGUGCUCCGGAACAGUACGGCCCAUCGGCGGGUACACCGCCUGGACAGUAUCCACCACCGCCCGGUCAACAGGGACAGUACCCUCCAGCGAAUCGACCGCUCUAUCCUCCGUAUGCACCGCCAGAAACUGGAGAAGGAUCUCUCUACAGAGGCACACCACCAUCGUCGGCGGCCGGCGUCCCAGGCCCUCCAUCCGCGGCUGAUCCCUACCGUGGAUACGGCAGCUCACCAUACCCUCCUCCGCCCCAACAGCGACCAUAUCCGCCACAACAGCAACCCGUCGUCAGUGCGGCGCCAGGAGUUCCUCCGGCCGGUACGCCUCCAAUUCCGGGUCAGGCCGGUGGUGCCUCACAAGGGCAAGUGCCACCGGGUGGGCCACCAUCGCAGCAGCAACAGCAACCGCAGCAAACACCUCCACCACAGCAGCAACCUGGCGCACAGGGUCAACCAGGUGCACCCGGAGGCUAUCCGGCACCGGUUGGUCAACCGGGAGUGCCACAAUCGGCGGCAGAUUACUACCGACAGCAGCAGGAUCAGGCUCUUCCCUACCCACAGCCCAACCAGCCGAGGCGUCAUCCGGACUUCGAAAAGAGUCAACAGCCCUACCCUCCAUACCAGCAGCGGCCUCAAAUGUACCCAGGUGGAUGGCAGGCAGGUCCUGGUGGUCAAUACCGUGGUCAAUAUCCUCCACAAAGUCCUCAACAACAAUGGGCACACAAUGGUCCCCGGCCAAGCGGUCCUCCGGGACCACCGGGUGCCGGAGGCCCUCCGGGUGGUCCACCAGGUGCUCCGGGUCAGUGGGGAGCGGCGGCGGACGUUAAUCGCUACCCUCCCAAUCAGCAGCAACCACCUUAUCCAACGCAUCAACAGGGUCAACAACAGCCCUGGAAUCAGAUGCCACCAACGUCGCAGAAUUCACCACUUCGACCACCAUUGCGCAGUGGCAAACCGUAUCCGCCGAUGGCGGGUGCCGGUCCCGGUGUUCCGACGCCUCCUGGUUCCAUGCCAGGAAUGCCAACCGCCAGCAUUAAUACGCCUCCGCAACAGCCGGGAGUUGUGGGAGUUCCGCCCGGUUCAACCACGUCAUCUGUGCCGGUCGUUCCUGUUACGGGUGGUGUUCCACCCGUUGUUCCCUCCGCUGGCGGCGUUGUACCGGGUAGUGGCGUGCCUUCCGUUGCUGUUAAUGCCAGUGGUGUGGUACCCGGGGCAGCACCAAUACCAAAUGCGUCACCAGCGGUUAAAGUACAGCCGACAGUGCAAGGCGGAGGACAAGUCCAACCGGCCGGUCCUAACUUCCAGCCAUCUGCCACUGGUGGUGUACAGCAAAAGCGAGACAUUGUGUUCCCAACGGAUAGUGUAGAGGCAACCACACCUGUGCUCUACCGGAGGAAGCGCAUAACCAAACUAGAUAUUGGACAAACUGAUGCCUGGCGGAUAUUUAUGGCCCUACGGUCCGGACUGCUUGUCGAAAGUACCUGGGCGUUGGAUGUGCUAAAUAUUCUGCUAUUCGAUGAUUCAUCCGUCGCAUACUUUGGGCUAGCACACAUGCCGGGAUUGUUGAAUUUGCUGCUAGAUCACUUCCAGAAGAGUCUUUGCGAUAUGUUUGAGAGUGGCAAAAGGGAGGGCACAACAAACCGGUUCAGCGUAGAGGGAAGUCAUCGUGCUGCGCUGUUGGACAAAAUGCUAGACGUCGAUGAUGAUGAUGCACCGGAGAAGGAGGAAGCUGGCCGUAAAAUGCACCAACAAUCUUCCAUAGUGAAUGCCUCCUCGAUUGCGGUAACCACAACUACUGAAACGACGAUAAAACUGGAACCAGCGUCGCCUAUAAUGAUGGCGACAACAACAACAAUGACAACUACAACCACCAUGAUCAAGCAAGAGAAGCUAGAGAAUGGUCUACCCGAUGCCGCUUUACUGCAUCACAAUGGAACGCAGGAGAACGGUGGUACUAAAGGGACGGCCAAAUGUGCUAGUUCGACUAUUGAUAGGCGAAGAACCACGCAGUGCUAUGCGCGACGCAGUACGAAACCAUGUGAUUCAAACGAGGAACUGGAUUUGGGCUCGGUAAAGAACCCACCACAUCCGGACGAACGAACAUUGAUACUGACGUCGACGACAAACUAUACGAUGACGUCCCGCAAGGGUCGCCCGGUAAAGAUUCAUCCCGCGGAAGACGACGUAUUUGUGCUCGAUCAUCGGCGGGAUUGGGAUCGGGCGUCUGACUAUCAGUAUCAGCGAGACACCGAGGUCGGUGGCGAUCCGUGGACGGCUGGUCAUACCGAUCCAGACCCGCACGAUUACAUCAUGGACACGUUUCGGGCCGAGUUUGUGAACAUUCCAUUUGCAAAGUACAUUAAAACCAGCGCCAAGUAUGCUGAAGCUGCUAAAACGACGUCCCCCCGGAAUGGCAAGCGGAUAGCAACCAACAUUAACAACAACUGCUAUAAUAGCGCCAUGACUAACAACAACAACAACAACAGUGCAAAGUGUACAAGCAAAAACGAGCGGGAGCUCCAACAUCAGAAGGAACAAGAAGAAGUACAAGAAGCACCGGUGGAGAAGAAUCCGACAACGGCGUUGAAAAACACGUCCGAAGAGGACACGGAGAUGGAUGUAGAAGAGGAGGAAGAGCUGCUAUCGCCACCGAAGCGAAGGAAAGAAGAAUUGGCCGCAGCGGCACCGACGUUACGCACCCGGAAAGAUCACCACAUCGCGCGCCUAAUGAACGGCGAAAGCGGCGAGGAGGAGGAAGCGAAGGAAAAGAUGCUAGAAAGUGGUGUGGACAAGGUAGUAAAGAAUUGUAUAGUGAAGAAAGAUAAAUCUAUGGUAGAUGAUAAGGAUGCGACAGCAGCAGAGACAGUCGAUAGCAAGGCUGCCGCAAAGGGUACGACUCCGACGCCUAUGGAUGCGGACUGUCGGGAAAUCGAUAUGGAGCUGGAGAAGACGUCCAGUUUAUCGAAUGGGCCGCAAGAACCGGCCCACAACGCUGACAGUGAGCGGGAACAAAGUAGCGAAAAAAGCGUAUCGUCACCGUCGGGUGAUCGCGAACAGCAACAUCAGCAAAAUAGCGUGAAAUUGGAGGAAUGUCAGAAGUCACCAGCGACCGUAAAACCGGUGGACGAAAAGAUGGACAUUGAUGAAACGGAAGAAGAUGAGGAAUCGUCGUCGGCAAUAGUUUCGGCGGUCGGAAAGACGAUAGCUUUCGACAUAGCGGAAACGGUCCGCGAUCCGGCCCGUGUGCUCAAGCGUCGCCGCAUGAGUGACUACGAGGACGAAUGUUAUACGCGCGACGAGGCGAGCCUAUACCUGGUUACGGAGGGACAGGAUGCAUUGGCUCGGCGUUGUGUGGCUAUCUCGAACAUCUUGCGCAAUCUCACCUUCCUGCCAAACAACGAGACGGAGUUUUCCAAAUCGUCCCGCUUUCUGGCGAUACUUGGCAAGUUGCUGCUGCUUAACCACGAGCACCCGUUGCGUACGAAAAAGACGCGCAAUUACGACCGCGAGGAAGAUGCCGACUUCUCCGAUUCGUGCAGCAGCUUGCAGGGUGAGCACGAAUGGUGGUGGGACUUUUUGGUGCAGAUCCGCGAGAAUAUGCUGGUGGCGACAGCAAACAUUUCCGGCCAGCUCGAUCUGUCCCGUUUCGAUGAGCCGAUCUCACGCCCAAUCCUGGACGGACUGCUGCACUGGGCGGUCUGCCCGUCGGCGCACGGUCAGGAUCCGUUCCCAACGCUCGGUCCAAAUGCGGCCUUAUCGCCACAGCGGUUAGCUCUCGAGGCACUGUGCAAACUGUGCGUGACGGACGCAAAUGUGGAUUUGGUAAUAGCGACGCCGCCAUUUUCGCGGUUGGAAAAGCUGUGCUCGGUGCUAACGCGUCACCUGUGCAAGAACGAGGAUCAGGUGUUGCGCGAGUUUUCGGUCAAUCUGCUGCAUUAUCUCGCUGCUGCCGACAGUUCGAUGGCACGCACGGUUGCAUUGCAAUCACCGUGCGUAUCAUAUCUGGUGGCGUUUAUCGAACAGGCCGAACAGUCAGCAUUGGGUGUGGCCAACCAGCACGGCAUUAACUUCCUGCGGGAUAAUCCUGACUCUAUGGGUACUAGUCUUGAUAUGUUGCGGAGGGCGGCCGGUACAUUGCUCCACUUAGCAAAACACCCGGACAAUCGGCCCCUAUUCAUGCAGCAGGAGCAACGAUUGCUGGGUCUGGUGAUGAGUCACAUACUGGACCAGCAGGUGGCGCUCAUUAUCUCCCGUGUGCUGUAUCAGUGUUCCCGGGGGACUGGACCGCUUACGACGAUGGAGAUCGAAUCGGGAGGUAAAGCGAACACUUUGACCAACUCCUCCAUCUCCUCCUCCUCCGUAACGGCUGCCUCCAACUCUUCGUCUGUGAUGGAAGCAAAGGCGGGAGCUGAUUCGAAGGCAGCAUCAACAGCGAUGUCUUCGAAUGGCGGCAGCAGCAGCAGCACCAUGCCAAGUACGGUAGAUGGUACAUCAUCGAAUGUUGCAUCAAAUGGUAGUGGUGCGAGCGUAACGAACAAUGGAACUGCGUCUAAUCCCCAACCUGCCGCGACGAACGGACAAAUGACGGCGGAAGAAUUUGUCACGCCAUCCACACCUUCGACAGCGGCUAACGUUACUGAGGGUGUAGAUAGCAGCGCAAACAGCAGCAGCAGCCGAUCAACCAAUUUGGAUGCAGCCUCCAUUACUGCUUCGACAACGGUAGUACCGGGGUACGAUGAAUCCAGUUCUUCAUCGUCCUCGAAUGCUACGGCAGAUCAUGGUACUUCGGUAACUAACGCGCCUGCCUCCCCUGAAGCAGCGACGUCCGUUGCAUCGGUAAACCCAGAUGGGACGCCCAACAGCAACGCCAGUGGUGGUACGGCAACAACAAAUAGUGGCACUAGCAGCAGUACCAAUUGUAGUACCAACAACAAUAGUAGUAACAAUAACAGCAGCAGUAGUAGCAACAGCAGCAGCAGUAGUGGUAACGCCGUUCCCACGAGUCCAUCAGCUGCAGCAUCAACAAAUCCCUCCUCUCCGGCAGCGAAUGUGGCCACGGCACCUCCACAGCCAUCUUCACAGCAUCCGAUAACGGCUUCAUCGUAGUGAAUUCUCUACUGAGCCACGAUAUUACGCCACCAGCGGCAGCUUUAACAUCUUACACGUUGACAUUAGUGUCUCGAAUGGGGGAAUGGUUAACAUCAAACGGUGCCAAGAAUCGGAGGUUUAAUGAGCUGGUGUGAUUGGUUUGGUGGCGAACGAUACUACUGAAUGGCAACAUGUGUAUAUCGAAGAUUAUAUAUAUAUACAAAGUUAUUUAUAGUUACACACAUAUUAUAUAUAUAUAUUUAUAGGAAUAUAUAUUUAGCAAAAUGAAAAAGCGAAGAUCGAUGAUAAAAUCAAGCAAAACUGGAAGAAGGGUUUAAUUUGCGGGUAGCAUAGAAAAACUGCACACCAGAAACAGGAUUAAAACAAAAAAGGAAAAGAAACGGUAAAACCACAGAAAGAUUGAAGAAACGAGAAUGAGAAGUCGUGGUGGUGUUAAUAAGGAAGAAGAGCCCAUAACAAUAUGUGGCAUUAGGAGAGGAAACAAAAGGACUACGAUGAAGGACAAAA
This is a messenger RNA of Anopheles funestus (African malaria mosquito), 13254 nucleotides long. It is a transcript of the gene osa, whose product is annotated as trithorax group protein osa. Gene Ontology annotation, biological process: regulation of transcription by RNA polymerase II; positive regulation of DNA-templated transcription; chromatin remodeling. Gene Ontology annotation, molecular function: nucleosome binding; DNA binding. Gene Ontology annotation, cellular component: nBAF complex; SWI/SNF complex; brahma complex. Lineage: Eukaryota; Metazoa; Arthropoda; Insecta; Diptera; Culicidae. Bases 2659 to 12744 code for a protein of 3361 amino acids. The transcript has 19 exons. The record is from RefSeq and is a predicted model, not a curated record.